Larimichthys crocea (large yellow croaker) is the source of this 1071-nucleotide messenger RNA. It is a transcript of the gene ostc, whose product is annotated as oligosaccharyltransferase complex subunit. The transcript is spliced from 4 exons. The coding region runs from base 7 to 537 and encodes 176 amino acids. Gene Ontology annotation, cellular component: oligosaccharyltransferase complex. The record is from RefSeq and is a predicted model, not a curated record. NCBI's taxonomy places the organism in Eukaryota, Metazoa, Chordata, Actinopteri, Sciaenidae.
AAAAUCAUGUACUUCCGGGACACGUCAACAAAGUCGCUGCUCAGACGGAUCUCAGCGAGAGAGGACACUACUUCUUCUUCACAAAACAUGGAGACUUUAUACAGUAUACCGUUCGCUGUGCUUGAAUGCCCGAACAUCAAGCUGAAGAAGCCGUCGUGGCUGCACAUGCCGUCGGCCAUGACCGUGUACGCAGUGGUCAUCGUGUCCUACUUUCUCAUCACAGGAGGCAUCAUCUACGAUGUUAUUGUAGAGCCACCAAGCGUGGGUUCAAUGACUGAUGAGCAUGGACACCAGAGGCCGGUGGCCUUUUUGGCUUACAGAGUAAACGGGCAGUACAUCAUGGAAGGACUGGCCUCCAGUUUCCUCUUCACGAUGGGCGGCCUGGGCUUUAUAAUCCUGGACCGCUCCAACGCGCCAAACAUCCCCAAACUGAACCGCUUCCUGUUGCUGUUCAUCGGUUUUGUCAGCGUUCUCCUCAGCUUCUUCAUGGCCAGGGUGUUCAUGCGCAUGAAGCUGCCAGGAUACCUCAUGGGCUAAAGACAGAAAAGAACACGCUGAGAAUGAUUUAGGAGGACAGAGGAAAAAAAAUUUGUGGGAGCCCCAACAGGCAGUUCAACAAAAAUGAUAAGCACUGACCUUGCUAAAGAAAUUAGACUUGGCUGCACUGACAGUCUCUCACUAGCUGUGUCUCAUUGGUGUUCGGUCACUUUCUUUCAUCUCCUCUUUUCCAAAUUCCCCAACAAACUGAUGCAGGACAGGAUCACAUCGAUCACCGUUAAAGGCACGUCGUUUAUCACCGAUUUCGUCUUGUUUUUGCUAAUUUCACUUUACCAAAAGAAGCUACACGUCCUGUGCAGCAGGUGAAAUUUCUCUCAGCCACUGGAGAAGAAAAGGGAAAGGAAGUUACCGAACACUGUUGGCUUGGAGCCGCUCAUUUAGUAUCAGGAGGGGGGGGUAUGAAUAAUCUUUAAGUUGUACGUUUUUGUAACGCAAUCAUCGAAAAAAGCCUUGAAUUGUCACAGUCGGAUUUUUGUACAAGGGUGUGAAAUAAAUCUUCUUUUCAGAGCUCUU